Molecule: messenger RNA, 1776 nt
Organism: Penicillium canescens
Lineage: Eukaryota; Fungi; Ascomycota; Eurotiomycetes; Eurotiales; Aspergillaceae
Exons: 6
Coding region: 1-1776 (591 amino acids)
Cellular component (GO): mitochondrial matrix
Molecular function (GO): isocitrate lyase activity; methylisocitrate lyase activity
Source: RefSeq, a predicted model, not a curated record
AUGCUGCGAACAGCCCCGGUUGCGGUCACUCGGAGUGUUCUAUAUCUCGGCGUUUCCAGGCAUCGUCGACAGAAUCCCACGAUGUCAUGGCCACCAAAAUACAUUAAGCAUUUCCAUUCAACAACUACAUACAGUGAUAACUAUCAGCUUCUUUCAACUAUCCGUAAGGCGGGGCGAGCCGAGGAUGUGUUCCAUGAAGAGCAGAUUAGCGAAGUCGAGCGGUGGUGGGCGAGUCCCCGUUUUCAAGGGAUUAUGCGACCUUAUUCUGCUGCCGAUGUUGUAACCAAGCGAGGCUCAUUGAGACAGUCGUACCCAAGUUCCGUCAUGGCGCGAAAGCUGUUUAAUUUGCUCAACAAGCGACAAGAGGAGGCUUGCCCUGUUCACACCAUGGGCGUGGUUGACCCCGUGCAGAUGACCCAACAAGCUUCAAAUCAAGAAGCUGUCUAUAUUUCCGGUUGGGCAUGCUCCUCUCUGCUUACAACCUCGAACGAAGUUUCUCCGGACUUUGGGGAUUACCCCUACAAUACCGUUCCGAAUCAGGUUCAACGCAUAUUCAAAGCACAACAACUGCAUGAUAGGAAACAUUGGGAUGAGAGAAGAAAGUUGACUGUGGAACAGCGUGAGGAGAUACCUUACGUUGACUUUCUCCAGCCCAUUUUUGCGGAUGGCGACACCGGACAUGGUGGCGUUACCAGUGUGAUGAAAUUGGCUAAAUUGUUCGCAGAGAGUGGUGCAGCAGCUGUGCAUUUCGAAGAUCAACUGCACGGUGGGAAGCGAUGUGGUCACUUGGCCGGGAAGGUGAUUGUGCCUAUGAGUGAACACAUUCAACGACUCGUUGCUGCUCGUUUCCAGUGGGAUUUGAUGGGUACCGAGAAUUUACUCUGUGCGCGAACCGAUUCUGAGAAUGGAAGACUUAUCAGCAGCACGAUCGAUACGCGAGACCACGAGUUUAUCCUUGGUGUUACCAAAGAGACAACACCCCUUGCAGAAUCACUCAUGGAGAUGGAGGCCAGAGGAGCCGGAGUGAACGAAAUUAACGAUUUUGAGCUCAAAUGGCUUAAGGACCAUCCGUUAGUCAGUUUUGAUGAAGCCGUCGACGCACAAAUGUUGGUUGAAAACACGCCGCAAUCUAUACGGGAUACCUACUGUAGCGAAGUGAAGGCAAAUCCGGAUCUUUCUAUUUCUCAGCGCCGUGUUAUUUCCGCCAAGUACACUAGGUCACCGGUCAUAUGGUCUUGUGAGGUCCCUCGCACUCGCGAAGGCUACUAUCACUAUCGGGCCGGUUUCCCUGCAGCGACGAAGCGAGCAAAGGUAUUUGCUCCGUAUGCAGAUCUCUUGUGGAUUGAGACAAGCACGCCAGAUCUGGAGAAGGCAGCACAGCUUGCCAGGGAUAUCAGAAGGACUCAUUCCGACAAGAAGCUUGUCUACAAUCUCAGUCCGUCAUUUAACUGGAUCGGAGAAGGGUUUGACGAAGAGAGUCUCAAGUCCUUUGUGUGGGCAUUGGCCAAACAUGGAUUUAUCUUGCAGAUUGUCUCACUAGCAGGUGUGCAUUCUAAUGCGUUAAUUACAACCGAGCUCUCCCGUGCCUUCAAGCGUGACGGCAUGCUGGCUUACGUGAAGUUAAUUCAGUCCCGUGAGAAGGACCUAAAUGUGGAGACGCUCGUUCACCAGAGAUGGAGUGGCGCAUCGUACAUUGAUGGCAUCCUGGCUGCAUUGCAGCCUGGAUGCAGCAGUAACCAGAGUAUGGGCAAAGGAAGCACUGAAAAUUAUUUUUGA